Molecule: messenger RNA, 2056 nt
Organism: Daldinia caldariorum
Lineage: Eukaryota; Fungi; Ascomycota; Sordariomycetes; Xylariales; Hypoxylaceae
Product: CDK-activating kinase assembly factor
Exons: 2
Coding region: 371-1588 (405 amino acids)
Biological process (GO): regulation of transcription by RNA polymerase II; positive regulation of cyclin-dependent protein serine/threonine kinase activity; nucleotide-excision repair
Cellular component (GO): transcription factor TFIIH holo complex
Molecular function (GO): cyclin-dependent protein serine/threonine kinase activator activity
Source: RefSeq, a predicted model, not a curated record
CUUUGAAAGGUCAACGGCUAAAAUCAAAGUUUAAGAGCUCCUCAAGUUGCAUUCCUUCUUUUUUACCUACUUGAAAACGAUAACGCGUCCCAUGGCCGUCGUGGUGAACUUUCUCCCUUACAGGAAUUCAGACCGACACUUACUUAUCCCGUUGUCGAUUACCAAUCUUAAUCCUCGCGAGACGAGACCCGAACCCAAAUCAAUGACCACCAUUUAACUUCGAUUCCUUUCAUCCAGCCACCGCUCUAACUUGUCCUCCUCACUUCUUACCCAAAUCUACCUCGGAGGACGAGAAAUUCAUAGGCGAUCGCGAUACUUACCUUAGAUACCUGUUAUCCACUAAAAUACACUCGCCAAUACAUAAGGAACCAUGUCUCGAAAGCACAUAACCGGCUCCACCACGGUGCGCUCCGCCGCCGAGCCCUCGUCGCAAGUACCCACGGACAUCUGCCCCGUGUGCACGCGGGUGCGGUACCUGAACAAAGACAUGGAGUUUCUCAUCAACCCGGAGUGCUACCACCCGAUGUGCACGAACUGCGUGAGCAACAUCUUCGGCAAGGGCCCCGCGCAAUGCCCCUACGCGAGCUGCACCAAGACCCUACGACAGCGCGGCUUCCGCACCCCCUUCUUCAAGGACCUGCGGGUCGAGCGGGAGGUCGACGUCCGCCGCCGCGUCCAGGCCGUGUUCAACAUGGCGCCCGAGGACUUCGUGUCCCUGCGCGACUACAACGACUACCUCCAGCAGGUCGAGGACCUGACGUUUGACCUGGUGAACGGCGACGAGAACGACCAGAGGAAUGCGGAGCAGAAGCUGCUCGCGUACGAGCAGAAGCACAAAGACGACAUCGAGAAGAAUAGGAAAAGGGGGCGCGAGGCGGAUUCCCUCCGCAGACAGCGCGAGGCUGCGGAGGCGGAGGCCGCGCGCCAGCGCAGACUCGAGGAGCAGCGGGGGGAGGAGCGCGCACGCGCCGAGGAGGCGUCUAUCAACGCGGAAGUCAUGGAGGCGCUGGAGCGCGGGGAGCCGGGGACGGCGGCGGAAAUCCAAGCGCGCAUCAUCGCGCAGAAGCGGGCUCGGGUGGCCGAGAUCGCGGGGUCGCGCUUUUCCAGCCUUCUUGGCAACAUCACUGCUACCGCCACUACUACCACUACCACUACCACCGGCGGCAUUCCCGGUUCGGGUUCGGGUUCGGGUUCCGAUACGCUGCUCUCGAUCCGCGGGCUCAAAGACAAAAACAAGCGCGACGAGGACGCGGAUUACUACUUGCGGCCGUACGACGCGUUCGCGGGCCUGGACCUGAAGCCCACGCGGUACGAGCUGCGGGACCGGUACGACAACCCGUGGCUCGAGGACGCGCGGACGCGCGACGACCACCGGGUCCCCGGGUACAGCGCGCGCGAGUACGAGGCGCGGGCUAUGUUCGACGCGUUUGCGGGGUUGGGCGUGUUUAUUGCGGAGGAGAAGAAGAAGGGUGAUGAUGAUAAAGGUGGUGAUGGUGGUGAUGGUAAGCGGAAGGUAGUGGGGACGGUGGUUGCGGUGGAGGGGGCGAGGAGGAUGGUGGGGAAGGUUGAAGAGGAUGUUUUUGCUUAGGAAGCACGAAGAAGAGGGAGGCUGUGUUUGUGGAGGGAGGUUUAUGCGGCGUGAGAGGGAGCAGGAAGUGAGGAAUUUCCAGCCCAAUAUCGAUCUUAAUUAUUAUGGUUUAGAGAAAAGGGGGUAAGGGGUAGCGGUAGACGAUACAUGGACGGUGCGGUGCAUAUUGCCCGUCAGCGGCGAUGAUUAUCAUGUGUUGCGUACUUAAUCUAUACACAAGUACAGAAAUACCUACGCACGCCAGACUAGGAAGAAAUAAGGAGGACAAAGAGUCUGGUAGAAAAAGUAGUGCGCUUUCGAUUUGCAUAGCGACGGCGUUUUUUUCAGGUACGGUGUUCCCGGCAUGAUGGGGGAUUAUAACAAUUAUAAGAAUAAGAAUAAGAAUAAGAAUAAUGUAAAUAGAGACAACUGCUGCAUUGCGAUGCUACUGAAAAUUUAAAAAUACAUAAAUAAAGAAGUAAAUAAUCA